Messenger RNA from Penicillium alfredii, 2655 nucleotides. RefSeq lists its product as uncharacterized. Lineage: Eukaryota; Fungi; Ascomycota; Eurotiomycetes; Eurotiales; Aspergillaceae. The record is from RefSeq and is a predicted model, not a curated record. Gene Ontology annotation, molecular function: glutamine synthetase activity; hydrolase activity. The transcript is spliced from 2 exons. The annotation marks the transcript as partial.
AUGGAUUUGGACCCCCUACGGCAUUUGAUCCAAUCCCAUCCGUUGAUCGACAACCACGCGCACAAUCUGCUGGGCCGCGAGUCAGUCGCUGACUACGACACCUACCCGCUGGAGGCCAUCACAUCCGAAGCCCACGGUCGCGCCUUGGAAAAUGCGCACACCACGCUGCCACUGAUCCGAGCUAUCAACCAGCUAGCCGAGCUCUAUGACAGUUCCUGUACCGACUGGGCCGAUGUGCUGGCGGCCCGGGAUCUCUGGGUGCAACAAGACUACGAAGGCCUGAUUCGGCGGUGUCUGGCUGGCACGCACGCUCUGCUCCUGGAUGACUUAUUAACCGACGACGAUGUUGAAUCCUUUGAAUGGCAUGACCGCUUUACCGCUGCGCCAACGAAGCGCAUCGUGCGCAUUGAGGCCGUGGCCGCGUCGCUGAUCACUCAAAUGCUGAGUGGCGAACGUAAGCCCGGGGAGACGGUGUGGGUCGAUUUCCGUCAGCGCUUUGAGCAAGUUCUGGCUGAUGCUAUGGCUGACUCUGCUGUCGUCGGCUUCAAAUCUGUGGUCUGCUAUCGCACGGGCUUGGACGUCGACCCGUACUCGUCCGACGAGACCACGCUGGCAGGGUCGCUGGCUCGUACCCUCGACUCUGGCACGCUCAAGUCCGGUUUCCGGAUCGAGGACAAGCCGCUGAAUGACUGGCUGGUCCAGCAGACGCUGAAGGCAAUUUCUUGGGAGAAAAAGAAGACUGGGGUCGUUAAGCCGCUGCAGUUCCACACAGGCCUCGGCGACAACGAUAUAAACCUCGUCCGCGCCAAUCCCGCUUAUCUGCAGCCUUUGAUUGCUCACUAUUCGGAUGCCGACGUCGUCCUGCUGCAUUCGGCUUAUCCGUACACGCGCGAGGCUGGGUAUCUCGCCUGCGUGUAUCCGAAUGUCUAUCUCGACCUGGGCGAGGUGUUUCCGAUGGUCAGCCGGAAUGCCCAGGAGAGUAUUCUUCGACAGAGCCUGGAGAUCACACCUACCAACCGUCUGCUAUGGAGCACAGAUGGCCACUUUCAUCCGGAGACUUUUUGGCUCGCUAACCGGCAGUUCCGCCAGGCACUAGAAAAAGUAAGGUCAUUCCGUCGGCUUCGGUCUGGUAUUGUUGCUUAUCACUUUUUCAUCUAUCAGGUUCUUGUAGACUACGUCCAGCAUGGCGACUAUACUGCUCAGCAGGCCAUGAAAGUCGCCGCUGACAUUCUCUUUUAUAACUCCAAUCGCCUCUACGGGCUCAACCUUGAACUACAGAACGCCUCUAGUAUUCAGGCUCGGUCAACAAUAACCAGUGGACACGCCCUGGUCCCCGCCUCAGACCAACUAGAUGCCUUCCUGCAGAUUCAUUCAGAUGUAGAGUACAUCUGGAUGCAGUGGGUUGACUACACAGCAACAGUCCGAGUCCGCAUGUUCCCAAUCCAUGAAUUUGCCCGUAUCGCCCGAGGCCAACGACGCGUCGGAAUCUCGAUUGCAGUGCUGAGUAUGUUACAAGACGACACCGUCACACCGGAAGGAUCCACAACGGGCCAAUUCUACCUAGAACCCGACCUCAGCAGUCUCUACCGCAAUGGAGGCAUGGCAGUCCCAGCCGCGCCGAGUGCAACAGUUAUGACAUUCUGGCGAUCUGAGUCCAACCAGCCACUGGAUGGAUGCCCGCGAAAAGUACUCCAGAACAUUACCAACAAACUGCAAGCCGAACAGCAAGUCGAUGUUCUGUGCGGGUUCGAAAUCGAAGUGGUGUUCCUGACACCAACAACAACACAUCCACAAACAGGGAAAACCAACGCGUACAGCCCAGCCACAAACAACCACUCAUGGUCCCAAAUGACAGCCGACACACGCCGGCUUGUGCCCCUGCUCGAAGAAGUGACCCGGACGCUGGCGUCGAUGGGCAUCUCGCUACAGCAAUUCCACGCCGAGUCGGCACCGGGCCAAUUCGAGUUCAUCCUCCCGCCCGCAACCCCACUCGCCGCCGUCGACGCUCUCUUCGCCGCACAGCCAGUAAUCACUGCCGUCGCCGAGCGCCACGGCCUGCGCGCCACGGUGCACCCUCGCCCUCUCCCCGCCAGUGCGGGAAGUGCCACUCACGCCCACGUCUCCAUCACCCCACCCACACGCGAAGACUGUUUUCUGGCUGGGAUCCUGGCUCACUACCCGGCCGUGGCUGCCUUCACUCUCUCCCAGGACGCUAGCUACGACCGCGUGCGGUCCGGUAUUUGGGCCGGCUCGGAGUGGGUUGCCUGGGGCUUCCAGAACCGCGAGGCGCCCGUGCGCAAGAUCGAGCCGGGGCACUGGGAAUUCAAGUCGCUAGAUGGGCUGGCGAAUCCGUAUUUGGCCAUGGCGGCUUUGCUGGCGGGUGGGUAUAUGGGAAUGAAAACGGAGAUGUCUCUGUCUAUGCAGGAAUGCACUGUGGACGCCUCCACCCUCUCGCCCUCCCAACGCACAGCCCUAGGAAUCACCACCCCACUCCCUAAAUCCCUCGCCCAGAGCCUCGACGCCCUCCAAACCGACGAAUCUCUUCAAGCUCUGCUCGGUCCGGAGCUCGUGCGCAACUACAUUAUUGUCAAACGGGCCGAGUCGGCGCGCUUGCUGGCCAUGCCGGAGGACGAGCGCCGGCUGUGGCUGCUGGAG